Messenger RNA from Dioscorea cayenensis subsp. rotundata (Guinea yam), 2006 nucleotides. RefSeq lists its product as uncharacterized. Gene Ontology annotation, biological process: regulation of asymmetric cell division. The record is from RefSeq and is a predicted model, not a curated record. Bases 129 to 1802 code for a protein of 557 amino acids. The transcript has 4 exons. NCBI's taxonomy places the organism in Eukaryota, Viridiplantae, Streptophyta, Magnoliopsida, Dioscoreales, Dioscoreaceae.
CCUUCACCACCACCCCUCUUCUUCUCCCCCAAACCCUAACUCCUGGAAAUCUGCCCCUUUUUUCAAGAAAUCUGAGAUCUCCAUUGCCAGAGGUCGGGAAUUUCCAUAGUUGUAAGCUUGUCUUGAAUAUGGUGGUGCAUCGUGGUAAUCCUUUUCGGAUGGAUAUCUCGAAACCAGAUAAUGAAAUGAUAAAUGGAGGGAAACAUGGCCUUAUCUCUUCCAUGGAGGAGAACUCUGAAGAUACCACUCCAUUUAGUUAUGGCUUCGGGGAAAAUAGACUUGUAAAUGAUGAAAAUUUCAUGAAGGAUGACCAGAAGGAAUCAAAAUGUUCUGUUCUUGCAGAUGAAUUUGAUACUGAAUGGAAUCCUUUUCUGGUUGAUAUGUUGAAUUUGGAUAAUGAGACUGCAACUACUGAAGGUAACAUAGAGAAUGGUCAUCACAUGGUUGAUGGUUUGGAAGCCAUAUGUUCUAUUCCUGCUUCAGAAAAUGUGUGUUGUAUUGCUUACCAGAAUAACCCUUUUCUGAUGGAUAUAUUGAAGUUGGAUAAUGAGAAUGUAAUUGAAGGAGAACAUACUCUUCCUCUGCCGACUGAGAAGAAAAUCUUCGAUGGUGAAGAACCCUGCAAAGAUUUUGAGCCAGCUCAGUCUAGUCUUGGGCAUGCAAAGGAUGAUGGAUUUGCAAAAGCUCCAUAUUCUGGUGUGCAUCAUGGUAAUCCUUUUUUGGAUGAUGUCCCUGAACUGGAUGAUGAGAAUGUAACUGGGGGACACAAUGGUUUUGCACUGCCUAUGGCAAAUGACAUCUUUGAAGAAGAAAUGCAACUGCCGGCUCAAUGUAUUUGUGAUCUAGGAGAAGAAAGUUUUAAAAGCAAUGAAAUUAACCUGAAGAAUAAUCAAACUGAAGAUGUGCACAUUGAAGUCCCAUGUUCUAUUGCUAGUCCUGAAUUUGAUACUGACUUUGAUCUUGACAAACUGGUUUCUGAAUCUGAAAUGGAUGUUUGCAAAACAGGUUCCUUUUCUGAUGAAAAGGUCAAUUCUCCUGAGAAAAUUGAAACAGAAAUUAAUGGACGAACGAGGAGUAUUUCUUCAGAACUCAACCAUUCUCAAGAAGAUAAUGAUAAUAUUGUGAUGGAGGGAGUAGCAACCGGCGGAAUUCCUAGUUCACCUGACAUAAGGGAAUCACCAGUAAAUGGGAAUUCUAUCUCUGUUUUUGACAAGGAUGCUGAGGAGAAAUUAUGUUCUGGGAGAUCUGAAGCAAAGGAAAUUCUGGAUUCCACUCACCAGGACAAGCAGGGGAGCUCUAUAUCAAUACUUGUCUUCGAUGUAACAGAGUCCAAACCAAAUCAUGGAUUGGGAGGAACUACUGCUGAUAACUCUGUGAAAAGUGAAGCCACUACGUUCAAUUUUGACUCUGCAGGAACAAACUCAAGUAACACAGAGGAAAACAAGGAAGACAAGGCUCACCAGUCAUGUAAAUCUGAUGUGUUAAAUCGAGGGAUUGAAGACACCGCAACUGAUGGAGCAACAGCUUCAAAUCAAAAUUCAGUUCUUCAUCCUAGCAGAGGAGAGUCAAGUUUUUCCGGACUUAGUUCUUUGCCUGGACCAAUAAUCGCAUCAGGACGGAUACCAUUUUCAGGUAGCAUAUCAUAUCGUUCAGACAGCAGUACGACCAGUGCGCGUUCCUUUGCAUUUCCCAUCUUGCCGACAGAGUGGAACAGUAGCCCAGUGAAAAUGGCGAAAGCUGACCAGAGGCAGUUAAGAAAACAGAGGUUCUGGAGAAUCUUGUUCUUUUGCUGUAGAUUUUGAAACAACAGUUCUUUUUUACUCAACUGCCUUAUCAGCUCCAUUUCAUCAUACAAGAUCAGCAUUGGGCAAUUUAUUAACUUCGCCAUCCAAAUCAUGUGUUCAGCAAAUAUUGUCUUGAGGAGUUGAUACCUUCUAUUUGAAACUGGUGUACAUAAUGAAAUAUGAGCAAUUUAGAGGUGAAUGAAAUCCUGUUUAGUUUCGUGA